Vittaforma corneae ATCC 50505 is the source of this 558-nucleotide messenger RNA. RefSeq lists its product as uncharacterized. Lineage: Eukaryota; Fungi; Microsporidia; Nosematidae. The transcript has a single exon. The coding region runs from base 1 to 558 and encodes 185 amino acids. The record is from RefSeq and is a predicted model, not a curated record.
AUGGAAGAGAGUGCAAUUCUACAGCUGAACGGUACUUUUGACUUCGCGGGGGAGCUUUCGUCAAAACUUGUCUCGUUUUUCAAAAACCAAAUAGAAAUAGGCAAUGAGAACUUUUCGACCACGCUUAAAUAUACCGAAGUUGCCAAGAUUUCAUAUAACUCUAGGACUGUUAAAAUCUUAAUGAAGAACGGUUCAAAAAUUAAAAUCCCGUGCUGUUCAUCAGACAUCAAAAGAAUAAAGACAAUACUCAGGGCAAGAAAGGAUGAUAACAUCAUAGAGGUUGGUGGAAGUGCGCUUGUAAGGCUCAGCGAUCUGUGCUUUGUUGUUCCAAUUAGAUCAAAUGAUAUAAGAGUGCUGAAAACUUCAAUAAUCCGAAGAAUUUCCGAACAUUUCUAUCCAGCGUGUGAGGCUGUAUCAAUCUCAACUGACAUCUUCAACAAUAUUUCAAUCUGCUGUGAAAGUGAAAAAGGCAGUGAAAUUCAGCUAGUCAGCUGUGAAGAUCUCGAGGCAGCUCUGAGUUAUUUUGAUGGAAAGUUGAAAUUAAUCAUAAAGCAAUAA